AAGAGGAGAAUUCACGUAGCUUUUCUGUUUAUUCUUUGUUUAUUCCAAGCGGCGUGUGUUAAACAGGGUUGCGCUAGUUUAAUUUUGACUUCUUAACGAUGUACUAAGUGUAGUUUAUUAGCGUAUUUGCGUAAAGAAAACUCGUUUAAGAUUUAUAUCCAUUGGCAAAUACAUCGUCUUUGUCUCCUUGUCUUAUUUGACAUGUUUUCUUCAAAUAAUCCCGACAGCGAAGAUACAUGCAUGGGUUGUAGAAUGACCAAGGGAAAAAGAGCGAAGAAAAAUGUCCAAAAAGACGAGAAUCACAUUGAAAGCAUUCCAGAUGACUUGGAGUCAAUGAAACGAAAAGAUUUACAAAAACUUUGUAAAACUUACAAUCUAAAAGCUAAUGGAAAGAAUUCAGAACUAGUAGAGAGGCUACGAUGCCACUUCAAUACAAUCAAACUAACAGACAUUGGCAGCGGGGAAACUGAGGCUGGCAAAGAGAAUGUCGUUGUUGAAGAUAAUGGCUGUGACAAUGUUGAUGUAGCGCCUAAUAAAGUCCAUCAAGAUGAAUGUGACGAGAAUGUCAAUACAUUAUCACCGGCCGGAAAACCUGGGGAAAGUGCGCAGCCAACAUCAAACACAUCUUCUCCUAAAGAUUGGAACUGGUUGGCCCGAUGGUGUGUCGUUGAUGGUGUCCUUAAACAAGACGCUGCGGAAAGAUGGGUUCAGAUUCAAUUGGUUGGUGGGCGGCCAUUAAUCAUAGACACAAAAACAAAAGAACGUUAUGAUUUUGUGCUGGAACCAACAAUAUUACCCACGCCAGAGGAAUACGAGGAUAAUUAUAUAUGUGGUGAUUGUGUGAGGAAAAACCAUGAAAAAUUGUCAGGUUGGAUUGGAAUAAGAAAGAGUGGCCUUACUGAAACACCAAAAUCUUCUCUAGGUAAAGAAAACCUGAAUAAUAAUAGUCUAUUAAGGCAGUCAUUCAAACGAAAGAGAGAAGACGUCAUAUCACCAAAUUUCACAUCAGAAUUCAUUGACUUGGUUGAUACUCCAAAUAAACUAAGACGACUGAAUCCACAGAGUUGCUCUCCAGCCAGCCCGCAGGUCAGGCGUGACAGAGGAGAGGAUUUUCAAUUACCAAAGAACCUUUUGAAACCUUUCAAACCGAAAAAGGCAAAGAAAACGCCGCCAAAGGAGGACCCAGAUUACGCUCAAAAAGUCGAGAAAAUUAUCACAGAUUUAUCACCUGAAGAACAGCGAAAUCUUGUGUUUGGUCUGGGAAACUCUGAUCUUCCAAGAUCACCUCCGCAUACGAAGUAACUAUGAGAUUAAAAUUAGGGAAAAAUUGACGAAAAUUUGAAAGCAAGACAAAAGCAAAGAUUGAAGGUAUUUGACCGUCUAUUUUGGAAACGUAAUUUUUUAAACUGUUUACGGGAUUAGAAUAAUUGGACGGACAUUGCUAAAAAUAUUGGGUUUGCAUGUCCAGUUGAAAAUACUUCGUGAGAUGUCGUCUGAUAUUCCUAGUCACAUGUCUCCCAAUGUGGGAAUAUCAGUAAGUUGACAAAGUUCUGUGCUACAACGAUCUGAUGUUGUUCAGAACUCAUAAUUCAGGGUUAACCAUGGCUUCUGCAUCAUGCAGAGCUGGUACGUGUUCUUGAAUAAGAGCCGCCCUAAACUGGUCAGAUGUUAGUGCGACAUCGUACCAGGAUUUUUCCAGAAAACAAACAAAUCAUUCACAAAUAAGGCAAGAUCUUUAGAAAUUCAAAACUUCAAAUCGGGGUUGAUCAGCUGUAAUUCAUUUCGACAACUUUGGCAUGAUUCAUGCACGAUGAACUGUAAUAUUUGUAUAGUCUUUUAAUUUUCAUGGACAAUUUUGAUUUGUAAAAAUGUCGCGAGAUAAUUUUCAUGCGUAGCCUGUAAAUCAUUAUUUAAAUUAGCUGUCAUAGGCAGCUGUAGAAAAAAAGGUAAUUUUUAGCACCCCAAGACGCGGGUGCACGAGAUAAACCUGGAGUGAGAUGUUGUCAUUUAAUUCUUGGCUUUCUUGGGAGCGCAAUGGGCUGGUUACGUAAUCAUUAAAAUCUCCGGUCGGAAUUAGUGCCUUCCCUUUGCGUUACUGAGCUCGAAAAUAUUUGACCGCGCACGCGAAAUUGUUUGACCGCACACGCGAAAAUGUUUAUUCGAAAAAACUGGAAUGACGACAUAAUCUUUUGCUGUUCCUACGAUCGACUGUGAUUGGUCAGUUGAUCACCAUAUAUGGUAAUUAGGGCUGAGAGAUAUUUGAUUGUGAAGGAUGGUUAUGAUCGUCACAUGACAAGUUAAUAAACUAACAAGUGAAGCAUUGUUACCAAGCACCUAGACAUUACGUAAUCAAACCUAUUAAAAUA
Dendronephthya gigantea is the source of this 2366-nucleotide messenger RNA. Its product is annotated as developmental pluripotency-associated protein 2-like. Gene Ontology annotation, molecular function: chromatin binding. Gene Ontology annotation, biological process: system development. The record is from RefSeq and is a predicted model, not a curated record. Lineage: Eukaryota; Metazoa; Cnidaria; Anthozoa; Malacalcyonacea; Nephtheidae. Gene Ontology annotation, cellular component: nucleus. The transcript is spliced from 6 exons. The coding region runs from base 202 to 1302 and encodes 366 amino acids.